CUCUCUCUGAGACGAACAGGAUUCUGCUUUCCUUCAUUUCGAAAUGGACGCCUCUAUGAUUACCACCAAUUUCAAAUCCAUUGCUUCUCCACCCUCCUUAGUCCUGGGGAAGACAGGAGUUAUCAGAAGUUCUUUAUGUAACAUAACGAUGCCACAAAAGGUUAACUUCCCCAGGCAAAGAACACAAACUCUAAAAGUUAGCCAGAGGAAAGCCAAGAGAGCUACUAGUGGUGGUGCUCUUGGUGCUACAUGCAGUGGUGGUGAUAAGAUUCUUGUGGCUAAUCGAGGUGAAAUCGCAGUUCGUGUUAUCCGAACUGCGCACGAAAUGGGGAUUCCUUGUGUUGCUGUUUAUUCAACUAUAGAUAAAGAUGCCCUCCAUGUCAAAUUGGCUGAUGAAGCUGUUUGUAUUGGUGAAGCUCCUAGCAACCAGUCGUACUUGGUAAUUCCAAAUGUUCUGUCAGCUGCUAUCAGUCGUGGUUGUACAAUGCUUCAUCCUGGAUAUGGUUUUCUUUCGGAGAACGCUCUCUUUGUUGAAAUGUGUAGAGACCAUGGGAUCAAUUUUAUUGGACCUAAUCCUGAUAGCAUCCGUGUUAUGGGAGACAAAGCAACUGCAAGAGAGACAAUGAAAAAUGCAGGGGUUCCCACUGUACCGGGAAGUGAUGGGCUAUUGAAGAGCACAGAAGAAGCAAUCAAGGUCGCCAAUGAGAUUGGUUUUCCUGUAAUGAUCAAGGCAACUGCUGGUGGUGGUGGACGUGGAAUGCGUCUUGCUAAAGAACCGGAAGAGUUUGUAAAACUGUUACAGCAAGCUAAGAGUGAGGCUGCUGCUGCGUUCGGAAAUGAUGGAUGUUAUCUGGAGAAGUACGUACAAAACCCUAGACAUAUUGAGUUCCAGGUGCUGGCAGAUAAAUUUGGAAAUGUUGUUCACUUUGGUGAGCGUGACUGCAGCAUCCAGAGGCGUAACCAAAAGCUUCUGGAAGAAGCACCUUCUCCAGCAUUGACCGCUGAAUUGCGAAAAGCUAUGGGUGAUGCAGCAGUUGCUGCAGCAGCAUCCAUUGGGUACAUUGGUGUUGGUACUGUGGAGUUUCUUUUAGAUGAAAGAGGUUCCUUCUACUUCAUGGAAAUGAACACUAGGAUCCAGGUGGAGCAUCCUGUAACAGAGAUGAUUUACUCUGUUGAUUUGAUAGAGGAGCAGAUUCGUGUUGCAAUGGGAGAGAAACUUCGUUACAAACAGGAAGAGAUUGUGCUCAGAGGGCACUCAAUUGAAUGUCGUAUCAAUGCAGAAGAUCCAUUCAAAGGAUUCAGACCUGGCCCUGGCAGAAUAACAUCAUACUUGCCAUCUGGAGGUCCUUUCGUUAGAAUGGAUAGCCAUGUUUAUUCCGACUAUGUUGUGCCUCCAAGCUAUGAUUCUCUUCUAGGGAAGCUUAUUGUUUGGGCUCCAACAAGGGAAAAAGCAAUCGAACGGAUGAAACGUGCUCUUGAUGACACUAUAAUUACAGGGGUUCCAACGACCAUCAAUUACCACAAACUUAUCCUUGAUGUUGAGGAUUUCAAAAAUGGAAAUGUUGAUACUGCUUUCAUCGUCAAGCAUGAAGAGGAGCUAGCUGAGCCUCAAGAAAUUGUGGCCGUGAAAGAUCUGACAAACGCAGCGGCUUAGAAUGAUACAUCAGCUCUGAAAGACCACCCAAUCACUGCAAUCUUCAACUCCUUUUGUGUUGUCAUUGGUACAAACUUCGGUAAUGAUAAAAUUGAUUUACUAGAGCUUGUGGUUUGAUCACUUUAUGUGAUGUUCUUCUUGUGUCAUAACAAAGAAGAAACACUUUUUGUUUGUAGUCUUUUUGUUUGUAGUCUCUAUGUCAAGAUUAUCCAAUAAUUUUUCAUA
Capsella rubella is the source of this 1879-nucleotide messenger RNA. RefSeq names its product biotin carboxylase, chloroplastic. The transcript has 17 exons. The record is from RefSeq and is a predicted model, not a curated record. The coding region runs from base 44 to 1654 and encodes 536 amino acids. NCBI's taxonomy places the organism in Eukaryota, Viridiplantae, Streptophyta, Magnoliopsida, Brassicales, Brassicaceae. Gene Ontology annotation, molecular function: ligase activity; ATP binding; metal ion binding.